AACUUGCUCCUGGCUCCACCCUCCGUUAGUCAACUACGUGUUGAGACUGAAGCCUUUAACUCACAAGCAUCUCCUUCAGAGGAGUUGAGAGAGACGUUCUUUUAUCCGGAGGAAUAAAACUAUCGCACAACGGUUGCAAGUUGGUCUGCGUCAGAUUUAAACCGACUUCUUUCUUCGGCUUGUGAAUGUGGAUUUUAUCUGCAUUUAUCCGACUUGGAGUUCUGCAUGGAAACAAAUGAUAUCUGAACCCACCGAAAGGAGCGGAGAGACAGAAGAGGUGGGUGUCGGAUUCAAGGCUGUUUGUUUCACGUCUUGUUUUGUACAUAAAUUGUGGAGAAGAGUUUGUUUGAAUUUGGUUUUAAGUUGAGAAGUAGCUCAGCUGUUGCCGCUGCCGCUUUCCUAAUUCCCGAGGGAGGUCUUAAAAGUUUAAUCCUGCCAGAAAAGAAAGUUCCUGAGGAAGCUUUACAGAGGAAAACAGGACGCACAAACAGAGAACCACAAAUAUAUUGAGACAAUGGCGCUGAAGGCCAGAGUGUUGUACGAUUUUCACUCUGAAAACCCAGGAGAGAUCUCCAUAGCAGAGAAUGAGAUGGUUACUUUGUUCAGCGAGGAGGAGCUGGAAGGCUGGCUGGAGGGGGAGAACAGCAAGGGGGAGACUGGCCUCCUCCCUGCCUCUUAUGUUGAGAUCAUCAGGGACCACAUCACCUCCAGCACCAGCAACAAUGGCUACUCAUCACCCAAAACCAAAGCCCAGUCUCCUGCUCACACCUCCCACACAUCAUCCGACUCUCAAUCUCAAAGAGGGUUUGGGGCUGGCAGUGGUGGAGACAGCUUCCACACCAGUCAGGGCAGCGAUGAUGACUGGGACGAUGACUGGGAUGACAGUUCUCAUGCACCAGAGGUGGCUCAGGGCUUUGGCACCACCCCUCCCUUGUACCCAGUUACCACCUCCUUGCCAGGGCGCGGGACCGCCCAACAGCAGCAGCAGGCAAAGAGCUCGGCAACAGUUGGGAGGAACCUCAACAGGUUCUCCACCUUCGUCAAGUCUGGUGGUGAAGCCUUUCUGCUUGGAGAGGCCUCGGCUUUUGUGAAGGAUGGGGACAGGAUCUGCGUGGUGAUGGGAAAGCACGGACCAGAGUGGCAGGAGGAUCCCUAUCCAUUCACAUGCACCAUUGAUGACCCCACCAAGCAGACAAAGUUCAAAGGCAUGAAGAGCUACAUGUCCUACGGCCUUACACCGACACACACCAAUGUACAAGUCAACCGCAGGUAUAAACAUUUCGAUUGGCUCUACGCUCGGCUCGUGGAGCGUUUUCCUGUCAUGUCUGUGCCCCACCUCCCUGAGAAACAGGCCACGGGGCGCUUCGAAGAGGACUUCAUCUCCAAAAGGAGAAAAGGUCUGAUAUGGUGGAUGAAUCACAUGACCAGCCACCCUGUGUUGGCCCACUGUGAUGUCUUCCAGCAUUUCCUAACAUGCGGGCCGAAUGAGAAGGCCUGGAAAAUGGGCAAAAGGAUGGCAGAAAGGGAUGAGCUGGUCGGGGCCAAUUUCUUCCUUACAAUCAGCCCUCCUGCUGUCCCUCUGGACCUACAGGAUGUUGAGAGCAAGAUUGAAGGUUUCAAGACCUUCACCAAGAAAAUGGAUGAGAACAUCACGGUCGUGAACACGGCCAUUAACGAGUUUGCUCGCAAACAGAUAACAGGGUUCAAAAAGGAGUACCAGAAAGUUGGACAGUCCUUUAAAUUUCUGGGUCAAGCCUUUGAGCUGGACCAGCAGGCCUACUCAGCAGGCCUGAACAAAGCUAUUGCCUACACCGGCGAUACGUAUGAGGUGAUAGGAGAAUAUUUUGCAGAACAGCCACGCCAAGACCUGGACCCCAUUUCUGACCUGCUGGACCUGUACAGAGGACAUCUGGCCAAUUUCCCUGACAUCAUCCAUGUGCAGAAAGGUGCACUGACCAAGGUGAAAGACUGUCCUACGCAGGAAGGUGAGCUUCACGACCGCUGCAACAUUAUAUCUUGCGCCACACUGGCAGAAAUCCAGCAUUUCCACCGCACACGUGUACGAGACUUUCGCUCACAGAUGCAGCACCACCUCCGCCAGCAGAUCAGCUUCUUCCAGAAGAUAACUACUAAACUAGAAGAUGCCUUGCAGAGAUAUGACGAAGACCAGUAGAAUGAAACAAAGUCUUGUUGUCGUGGACUGUGAGAGCAUAAAGGAUUUUGGAUUAAAGGAAGACAUAGUAAGGAUCGACUGAUGCAUACAUCCUCUUGUACUGGAGAACAUCUCAUUCUUCUUUACAA
Molecule: messenger RNA, 2301 nt
Organism: Melanotaenia boesemani (Boeseman's rainbowfish)
Lineage: Eukaryota; Metazoa; Chordata; Actinopteri; Atheriniformes; Melanotaeniidae
Product: sorting nexin-18-like
Exons: 4
Coding region: 515-2173 (552 amino acids)
Biological process (GO): endosomal transport; mitotic cell cycle; endocytosis
Cellular component (GO): plasma membrane; cytoplasmic vesicle
Molecular function (GO): protein binding; phosphatidylinositol binding
Source: RefSeq, a predicted model, not a curated record